AUGGAGGUAGAAACUGGAGAAGAACUCUGCUUUCCAAAGUUAACCAACACUUCCUGCAGGAAGCCUGGAUCGACCUGGACUGAAGCCGUGCUCCCUCAGAUCAUGCUGUCUUCGAUUUCUUUGCUGACAGCAUCUCUCAACCUGCUCGUCAUCAUCUCGGUCGCCCAUUUCAAGCAGCUUCACACACCCACUAACACCAUCCUCCUCUCACUGGCUGUCUCAGACUUCCUCCUGGGUCUCCUGUUGAUGCCUGCAGAAAUCAUCCGGAACACAGGCUGCUGGUUUCUUGGCGAUCUCACUUGUUCUCUGUAUAACUCUCUGUCCUUUGUCAUCACCUCUGCUUCAGUCGGAGACAUGGUUCUCAUAUCGGUUGACCGCUAUGUGGCCAUCUGUGACCCUCUGCGUUAUCCCGCCAGAGUCACAGACAGAAGAGUCAAAGCUGUUGUCUGUCUGUGUUGGCUUUGUUCUGUUAUCUAUGGCUGUCUUGUGGUAUUAGAUGACUUAGUAAAGCCCAGUAGGCACAAAUCAUGCGUGGGAGACUGUCUAAUUUCUGUUGACUUUAUCGCAGGAACCGUUGACCUCAUUGUGAGCUUCGUCGUUCCAGUUGCAGUCAUCAUAGUGCUGUACGUGCGAGUGUUUGUGGCGGCCGUGUCUCAGGCCCGCGUCAUGCGCGCUCACGUCACGGCCGUCACUCUGCAGCUUUCAGUGAAUAUGACAAAGAAGUCUGAGCUGAAAGCAGCCAGGACUCUUGGUGUUCUCGUGGUGGUUUUUCUAAUAUGUUACUGUCCGUAUUACUGUCUCUCCCUCGCAGGAGAGGAUCUGCUCAGUGACAGCUACGCGCCAUAUUUGCUCUUCCUGUUUUAUUUCAACUCCACUCUAAACCCUGUGAUCUAUGCACUGUUCUAUCCCUGGUUUAGAAAAGCAGUAAAGUUCAUUGUCACUUUCCAAAUUUUGCUUCCUGGUUCUUGUGACUCUAAUGUAUUGUAA
This is a messenger RNA of Xiphophorus maculatus (southern platyfish), 987 nucleotides long. Its product is annotated as trace amine-associated receptor 13c-like. The transcript is spliced from 2 exons. Gene Ontology annotation, molecular function: trace-amine receptor activity. NCBI's taxonomy places the organism in Eukaryota, Metazoa, Chordata, Actinopteri, Cyprinodontiformes, Poeciliidae. The coding region runs from base 1 to 987 and encodes 328 amino acids. Gene Ontology annotation, biological process: G protein-coupled receptor signaling pathway. Gene Ontology annotation, cellular component: membrane. The record is from RefSeq and is a predicted model, not a curated record.